Messenger RNA from Leptinotarsa decemlineata (Colorado potato beetle), 813 nucleotides. RefSeq names its product octopamine receptor beta-1R. Lineage: Eukaryota; Metazoa; Arthropoda; Insecta; Coleoptera; Chrysomelidae. The record is from RefSeq and is a predicted model, not a curated record. Gene Ontology annotation, molecular function: octopamine receptor activity. Gene Ontology annotation, biological process: adenylate cyclase-activating adrenergic receptor signaling pathway; positive regulation of MAPK cascade. Gene Ontology annotation, cellular component: plasma membrane.
AGGCCAAUUUGAACAGGAAAGGACACGUCACCGGCCAAAAUGAACGAACUGGUGCACAUCAUACAGCUGACAACUCAAACACCGAGGAACCUUUCCGACCUCAACGAAACCGCUUCGUUGGACCACAUCAGGAACAGCUCAACCUACACGACAUACUUCGACCGAUCAUGGCCCUCACACUCCUGGGCUUUGUGCUUCCUGGUAGCGCUGAAGCUCAUCACGAUGGCUAUGAUUAUAGUGGCGGCGAUGUUCGGGAACCUUCUGGUGAUAGUGUCUGUGAUGCGGCAUAGGAAGCUGAGGGUUAUAACGAACUAUUUUGUGGUUAGUCUCGCGCUGGCGGAUAUGCUGGUGGCCAUUUGGGCGAUGUGUUUCAAUUUCAGUGUGGAGCUCACUGGAGGACGAUGGAUUUUUGGGUAUUUCAUGUGCGAUGUGUGGAACUCUUUGGACGUUUACUUUUCGACGGCUAGUAUCCUGCAUUUGUGUUGCAUCAGUGUUGACAGAUACUACGCGAUAGUCCAACCGUUGGACUAUCCUCUGAUAAUGACCAAUGUACGCUUGGUAUUCAUGCUAGCCGUGGUGUGGUGUAGCCCAGCGUUACUUUCUUUCCUACCAAUUUUUAUGGAAUGGUACACAACCGCGGAUCAUUUGGAGUUCCGCAAGAAAAACCCGCAUAUCUGCACGUUCAUAGUGAAUCGAACUUACUCGGUGAUUUCCUCUAGUGUGAGCUUCUGGGGGCCGGGCAUGGUGAUGAUCCUCAUGUAUUACAGGAUAUAUGUGGAAGCUGAUCGACAGGAACGGAUGUUGUACAGGUAA